Messenger RNA from Morus notabilis, 1516 nucleotides. Its product is annotated as DNA damage-inducible protein 1. Gene Ontology annotation, biological process: proteolysis. The coding region runs from base 95 to 1327 and encodes 410 amino acids. The transcript is spliced from 16 exons. Gene Ontology annotation, molecular function: protein binding; aspartic-type endopeptidase activity. The record is from RefSeq and is a predicted model, not a curated record. NCBI's taxonomy places the organism in Eukaryota, Viridiplantae, Streptophyta, Magnoliopsida, Rosales, Moraceae.
CAGAGGUUAAAUUUAAGAUUUGAGCGCAAAAAUUCCAACUGAGAAAGACACAAAUCCCGAGGAAGAGAGAGAGAGAGUUUUUAGAGAGAGAAAGAUGAAGAUCACCGUAAUGACGGCCGACGAGCAGAUCGUUAGCUUGGAUGUCGAUCCUCAUGAAACUGUUGAAAAUGUUAAAGCUCUGCUUGAGGUGGAGACGCGGGUGCCACUUCAGCAGCAGCAGCUGCUCUUCAAUGGGAGGGAGAUUAGGAAUUCUGAGAAACUGAGUGCUGUUGGUGUUAAAGACGAUGAUUUGGUCAUGAUGGUAUCCAAUGCCGCUUCCAGUGGCUCUACCAAUGAUUUGGGGUUGAAUCCAGAUGGCUCUGCUGUGAACCCUGAAGCAUUCCAGAGGCAAAUUCGAAACGAUUCUAAUUUGCUGGCACAACUGCUUCAGAAUGAUCCUGAAUUAGCUCAAGCUAUUGGCGGGGAUAAUCUCAAUAGAUUGCAGGACCUCUUACGAGAGCGUCAUCGGCAAAGGUCUGAAUAUCGGCGUCAACAAGAAGAAGAGAUGGCCCUUCUUUAUGCAGAUCCUUUUGAUGUUGAAGCUCAAAAGAAGAUUGAAGCUGCUAUACGUCAGAAAGGAAUUGAUGAAAACUGGGCAGCUGCACUGGAACAUAACCCAGAAGCUUUUGCAAGGGUGGUUAUGUUGUAUGUUGACAUGGAAGUUAAUGGAGUACCUUUAAAGGCAUUUGUUGAUAGUGGAGCUCAGUCAACAAUUAUAUCGAAAAGUUGUGCUGAGCGUUGUGGGUUGUUGAGGCUUAUGGAUCAACGUUACAAGGGCAUUGCUCAUGGUGUUGGUCAAUCAGAGAUAUUGGGUAGAAUACACGUAGCUCCAAUUAAGAUAGGGAGUAUAUUUUACCCUUGCUCUUUCUUGGUACUUGAUGCCCCCAAUAUGGAAUUUCUCUUUGGGUUGGAUAUGCUCCGUAAGCACCAGUGCAUUAUAGAUUUGAAGGACAAUGUAAUGAGAGUUGGUGGAGGAGAAGUUUCUGUACCAUUUUUGCAAGAAAAAGACAUUCCCUCACGUUUUCUGGAUGAACAAAGGCACUCCAAGCAAGCAUCCAGCUCCGAAGCCCCAGUGACAUCAGGAACAGCAGGCGACAGAAAAAAUGUAUCAUUGGGAGGCCACUCUUCAGGAGGUGCUACUCAUGGUGGCUCGACUCAGGGAUCCGAUUUCGAAGCCAAAGUUUCGAAGCUUGUGGAGCUAGGCUUUGGAAGAGAAGCAGUCAUACAAGCUCUCAAGCUAUUCAAUGGGAAUGAAGAACAUGCAGCUUCAUUUCUUUUUGGGGGCUGAAUGUUGGCACACAAUUUGUAGCAUUUAUUAUUUCUUUCCGGAAUAAUGCUUUUUAUUGGGGAUUCAUUGGAGUAAUUCAAUGAGGAAUUUACAUUUUGAAAGAAAUUAAAUUCCUUGGAUAACAUUCUGUUUAAUCAUGCAUACUCCUAAAAAACGAGCAUUGCAAUUCAAAUGAUUUAUGUUUCGCAA